Trichobilharzia szidati is the source of this 2088-nucleotide messenger RNA. NCBI's taxonomy places the organism in Eukaryota, Metazoa, Platyhelminthes, Trematoda, Strigeidida, Schistosomatidae. The record is from the annotation of a GenBank genome assembly.
GUCUUUGGGCACAAUAUUAUCUAAUGCGCUUGUAUUUAUGACUUGCAUUUAUUCUUCCUGUGCAUUGAAAAGGCUCUCUAAGUAAGGAUGUUUGCUCUUAUAAUCCUUUCCCUCUGUAAAUUUUGUUCCUCUACAUUCCAAAAAUAAGCGUAACGAUUGAUUCCGAUUGAUUAUUUCAACGGAUACGAUGACCGUAUCGAUCAGCUAAAGGUUAGCUAUCAAAAUAUUAUCCUUAUUUCCAAUGAAUUUGGUAGUGUUGAACAGUAACUGAUUAAAAGUACUGCAUGUACGGGUAUUUAGAACAGUCCAAAGUUGUAAAAUACGCUCAUUUUGUUUUUACUUUCAGGUCAAACCUCCAAAACUGUUAGUCAUUCAGUUGGUCUGCAGUUAUCUCACUCUGUCUCUAUUGAACUGUUGAUCUUCAGAGAAUAGAGAUGGACAGUAUUUUCUUGAAAAUCAUUCACGUGUUGUGUAUUGUUCAUUUAGUAUCAGGAUACAAUCCUGUUGGUGAAAAGCUUGAUGCACUGCUAACAUCUACAGAAAAAGUGAUUUCCUACUAUGAACAACACAAUGAAGAGUUCAAUUUUGACGGAAUAUUCGGUUUAAUUCCAUUGAAAGGUGCACUUGAAAGCAUUGUCAAUAAUUUUCUGAACAAUUAUGAUAGAGAAAAACCAUCUUCCUGGAGAGAUUUAGGUCAAAAAUUUCAAACACAACUUCAAACAGUUGAAACAAUAAUUUCAAAAAGCAUUACUUUUUUGAAUGAUACGAAAGACCCGUAUUUCAUUGAAAUGGGUAAACUUUUAUCAUUGGAUUGGAUAUUUCCCAAUGAAAAUAUAUUGUAUAAAUCAAACUUAGUGAUUUCAAACACAAUUAAUACACAAAAAUCAAAGCAUAUUACAAGUGAUAAAUGUAUCAGCCAACUAUUAAAAUCAAGACGUCCAGAAAGUAUAAAUUGUAUUCUUCCAAUGGAUUGCGUCACCAAGCUAUUGAACUUUAAAUCUCAUGGAUACGAAUUAGCUCAUCAAAUUCUGUACAUCCUGAUUACAUUUCAAGUUAAUUGUACUGAUUCUUUGGCUAAUAUGUUAUCUGCUCUUUCUGUUAAUUUCGAGGAGUUGAAAAAUCAACUGUGUUUAGUCUUAUAUCAAGAUCUUGUAAAUUCAUUCUCUUAUGUGAGAACAAAACCUUCCUACCAGGAUAUAGUACUUGAACAAAUUUUUGUCUGUGGCAGUCUUGGUUAUGGAAGAUUUAUUCAACUUUCUGUACUCAAUGAGAUUUUGUCAUGGCAACAACCAUCUGGAUGUUUUAGUGCCUCAACAUAUAGCUCCAAUGAGAAUACAGUAAACACUACUAAAAUUAUCUUUUCUAUGCGCCAACCUCUUGCUGAACGUAGACAUAAAGAUGGUUGCCUAUCACAUAUGACUUCUGUGGCUACAGCUGUAUUAAGCUUGUAUUUGAGAGAAUUUUUUAUUCCUAAAUACACACUCUCUGCAGAUGGAUAUUUGAUGGAUUUAUUUGCUAUCACACAGAAAGUUCUUUUGACAAAACAAUUUGAUUCCCUUCCACCAUUACUAGAAGAUGAUAGUAGCAAUAAUAUUAAUUAUCUGAAGCAUAGAUCACUUGAUAGAAACAUCCGAAAAGUUCCACUCUCAGAUCGUUUAUUAUUUGUUAAAGGAUCAUGGAUAUCACGGAAUCUCGCAGGUUCAUUUAAUUCAAACAAUGAAAUGACUAUAUCGUAUACAAUUUGUCCCCUUGCUUUUAGAACAGUUUUUUAUUUUAUUUGUUUCAUAGUUUGUUUAUAUGCAUUACUACGCUUUUGUGUAUUUCGUGGACGAUUAUUCAAUAUGCUUAAAUUUACCAUUAGAACAUAAAUUGUUGCACCCACCCACGCACACACACACACACACACAAGCACAUCAAUACUCACUAUUUUUAUCUUCAAGUUGAUAUGAUGUUUAUAUUUGUUAAUAUAUUUUUCUUUCUUUUUGUUCUUUCCCUCAUCUUUUCUAAUGUUGAUUUUGUAAUAUAAGUAAAGACAUGCACUAUGUGAUAUUAAGAAAGAGGUUUUACAGUUUUACUUACUUACAAAAU